Molecule: messenger RNA, 981 nt
Organism: Fusarium graminearum PH-1
Lineage: Eukaryota; Fungi; Ascomycota; Sordariomycetes; Hypocreales; Nectriaceae
Exons: 1
Coding region: 1-981 (326 amino acids)
Molecular function (GO): 4-hydroxy-tetrahydrodipicolinate synthase activity
Source: RefSeq, a predicted model, not a curated record
AUGGAACGCAGCACAAUUCAAGCCAAGUCAAAGCCUCUCCCUCCAGGAGUCUAUACUCCGGUCGUCACACUUUACAAGGCAGACGACCCCAGUCAAAAAGUAGACCAUGAAGCUAUGCACACACAGUGCCAGGCCCUCAUCAAGGCUGGUAUGCAUGGUCUCGUCUACCUGGGAACCAAUGGCGAACUAGUUCUUCUUUCUCGAGAAGAGCGAAAAGCCAUCAUCAAGACCGCUGCUCAAGCUGCAGCUACAGUUGGCGGACCAAAUUACCCAAUUGUGGCUGGUAUCUCAGCACAGUCCACGCAAGAGUCGAUCCAGAACGCCAAAGAUGCAGCUGAAGCCGGUGCUAACUUUGGUCUGCUUCUCCCUCCGAGUUACUGGGCCAAGGCACUACCCAGUCCUGCCAUUGUCGCCUACUUCAAGGAGGUGGCGGCUGCUUCGCCGAUCCCCAUCGUUAUCUACAACUUCCCUGCGGUCACCUCAGGGAUUGAUCUAGACACAGAUCAACUAGCUAUACUAGCCGCUGAGCCAAACAUUGUAGCGGUCAAGCUCACAUGUGGAAAUGUCGGAAAGGUCACCAGAUUAACAGCUCUCUUCUCCCAUGAACAAUUCGGUGUAUACGGUGGAAGUAGCGAUUAUCUUGUGCCCACCCUCUACGGUGGCGGAAGUGGUUGCGUUACAGGCAUGGGCAACAUAUUCCCUGCCAGCACAGCAGGAGUGUAUGAUCUGUGGAAGGCCGGAAAGAAUGACGAGGCGAACAAGCUUCAGGGUCUGGUCGCUCAUGCGGAGUGGGCCUGUAAGAAGGGGAUCGCUAAUACGAAAUAUGGAGCAUGGUACUUCCUUGGUCGCGGGAUUGGUGUCGAUAAUGAGACAUCGUGGGAGAUGAGGAGGCCCUAUCAGCCACUUGAUGAUAAGGCAAAGGAGUGGACUGUCAAGACACUUAGUGUACUUGCUGAUACUGAGCAGCAGAGAAGAAAAUGA